GAGAUCAAUAGUUUGUACCGUCGAUUCCAGCACUUGGAUAAAGAAAAUAUUGGCAGGAUUGCUUUGGAAGAGUUGCAUGCAAUCCCCGAGUUGGCUGUCAAUCCCCUUGCUCAACGGAUCCAUGCUGUAUUUGAUCUUGAUGGGAGGAAUGAGAUUGACUUUCGCCAGUUUUUAUCUGUUCUGUCGGUUUUUAGUAAAGAUGCCAAGCGAGAAGAGAAACUCAACUUUGCAUUUAGGAUAUACGAUGUCAAUGGUGAUGGAUUGCUUGACAAGACCGAUUUGACACAUAUUGUCAAACUCAUGGUUGGCUCAAACGUGCCUGAUAUCGAAGUUGAAAAAAUGGUACAACAGACUAUUAUGGAUGCAGAUACCCUUGAUAGAGACGGUGCGAUUUCAUUUGCUGAAUUCAAACGAGCCAUGUUCAAUGCUGACGUAGAGACCAUUCUGACGAUUCAGUUCUAA
Messenger RNA from Batrachochytrium dendrobatidis JAM81, 462 nucleotides. RefSeq lists its product as uncharacterized. The annotation marks the transcript as partial. Gene Ontology annotation, biological process: calcineurin-mediated signaling; protein dephosphorylation. The record is from RefSeq and is a predicted model, not a curated record. Gene Ontology annotation, molecular function: calcium ion binding; phosphatase binding; calcium-dependent protein serine/threonine phosphatase regulator activity. Gene Ontology annotation, cellular component: calcineurin complex. The transcript is spliced from 2 exons. NCBI's taxonomy places the organism in Eukaryota, Fungi, Chytridiomycota, Chytridiomycetes, Rhizophydiales.